UCUGUACAUAAAUACGUACUCUGUGGCAGCUUCACAAGUUAUAUUCAGAGAGUGUAGGGCUGUGGCCCGAGACACACGUGUGUGCGUAACUAACAUAGCAGUGCUAUUUUCUACUAAACUGUUUUUGUUACAACGUUGGAUUUGAUGUAAAAAUCAUCAAGAUGAUUCUCACGCUAAUAUGGGUAGUGGUUCUGAUAGCGGCAGCUGUACUGUUCCUUCGACAGGCGUAUGCAACAUUUGAUAGAUAUGAAAUCAAAUAUUUCAAGGCAGUACCCAUUUUGUCUGACAUGGUCACGAUGAUCAGACCCAAAGAACACAUUGGUCUAGACCUCGCGAGAACUUACAACAGUUUUCCAAAUGAAAGGUUCGUGGGGAAACUCCAAUUUUUGAAAGAGACGAUAAUAGUACGUGACCCUGAACUGAUUAAGAAGAUGACGGUCAAAGACUACGAGUACUUCCUCAAUCAUCCCAACACUGGACCUCCAGAAUCUAUCUUUAGCAAAUUUUUGUUAUUUAUGAAAGGUGAAGAGUGGAAGGAAAUGCGCUCCACGCUGAGUCCAGCGUUCACAAGCUCCAAGAUACGUCUGAUGGUGCCUUUCAUGGAGGAGGUCGGAGACCAGAUGAUUCUGUCACUCAAGAAGAAGAUUGAAAAUUCAAAAGAUGGCUACAUAGAUAUAGAAUGCAAAGAUCUCACAACACGUUACGCCAAUGAUGUGAUAGCGACCUGUGCCUUCGGUCUGAAGGUGGACUCUCACAAUGAUGAGAACAACCAGUUCUACUCAAUGGGAAAGAUACUCAGUGCAUUCAGCUUGUCCAAAAUACUCCUGUACAUGAUCCUCACCAAUGUGCCUUAUGUCAUGGAGAUUUUAGACUGGGAUUUCAUUCCAAAGUCAGCUCAGAGGUAUUUUAAAAAUCUGGUACUGGACACGAUGAAGAACCGCGAGUUACAGAACAUUGUGAGACCUGAUAUGAUCCAUUUACUAAUGGAAGCUAAGAAAGGCAAAUUAAAACACGAGGAUGAGCAGACUAGUGAUGAGGGAGCCGGGUUUGCGACUGUUGAAGAAUCUUCCGUUGGAAAGAAGGCACUUACUAAUAAAGUGUGGACUGAUGAUGAUUUGGUAGCUCAAGCAUUCCUGAUUGUUCUUCAUUGCUACAACAUCUGUAUCGAAAAUUUAAAGAUCCUGGCCCAAUCGGGGAGAUACCCAGGUAUAAUGAAUCCAUCCCAUCACCAGUGGUGCAUUGCAAUUGGGAUCAGGAUAGCAGAGAAAGAAGGCGCUGGUAGGGAUCUUCGGGUAGGAGACAGGGCGCGUGAGGGAACAAACCACCUCAUGUUCCAGCCGUCACGAGAGACAAUCCGGGCGUCGGGGAUUACGAUGAUCUCUGGCCACCGUAAUAUGAGUUUGCGGAUGGCAAGCAAAGGUCACUGCCCGACCAGAACCAGACCCAUAACAAUGUUCUACUUAAUACUGGUUGCAAUAUUUGUAUGUGUGCUAGCACUAUAUUUGAACUAUGUAAAUUCCACAUUCAAUCAGUAUGGCAUCAAGCAUGACGCCACUGUUCCAUUCAUUGGACCUACCAUCAAACUGCUGAGGGCUAAGGAGCAUAUAGGCCAAGACCUCAAAAAUUUAUAUGACAGAUAUCCUGAAGAAAGAUUUUUGGGCCGAUUCGAAUUACUGAAAGACUCUAUCGUCAUCCGAGAUAUUGAAUUGUUAAAGAAGAUCACAAUCAAAGACUCGGAACACUUCCUCGAUCACACCUCCAAUGGGUUCGAGUCCUUGUUCGAGAGGAGUCUGUUUUUCAUGCAAGGUCAAGAAUGGAAGGACAUGCGCUCCACACUGAGUCCAGCGUUCACAAGCUCCAAGAUACGUCAGAUGGUACCAUUCAUGGUGGAAGUUGGAGACCAGAUGAUGACUUCUCUUAAGAAUCAGAUAGAGAAUUCAAAAGAUGGUUACGUCGAUAUUGACUGUAAGGAUCUCACAACACGUUAUGCCAAUGAUGUGAUUGCCUCCUGUGCCUUUGGUCUGAAAGUGAACUCUCACACUGAUAAGAACAAUGAUUUCUAUGUGACUGGCAAGACCGCAUUUGAAUUUAAACUACAUUUGCUGUUGGUGUUCUUUCUUAUUUCUAAAGUUCCAUAUCUGAAAGAGGCCUUAAAUUGGAGUGUCUUACCUAAGAAAACCCAGGAUUAUUUUAUUAAUCUAUUUAUGAGCACCAUGAGGGAGCGGGAAUUGAAGAAAAUCGUCAGACCUGAUAUGAUCCACUUGCUCAUGGAAGCUAAUAAAGGCAAAUUGUCUCAUGAAGAAGUCAAGUCUACUGAUACCGCAGCCGGAUUUGCAACUGUCGAAGAAUCAUCGUUUGGCCAGAAAACUAUGAACAGAGUGUGGAAAGACGAGGAUCUCGUUGCCCAAGCAUUCCUAUUCUUCGUCGCUGGCUUUGAAACCGUUUCAUCCAGUAUGUGCUUCAUAAUGCAUGAGUUGGCUGUACACCCUGACGUGCAGGACCGCCUGGUGCAGGAGAUCAGGGAGCAUGAUGCCAAGAACGGCGGUAAAUUCACCUUCGAUUCUAUACUGAACAUGAAGUACAUGGAUAUGGUGGUGUCUGAGGUACUAAGGCUUUGGCCACCAAAUGUGGUGUUAGAUAGAGUUUGCACCAAAGAUUAUAACAUGGGAAAACCGAAUCCGGCUGCUGAGAAAGAUUUUAUAAUACGCAAAGGCUCCCCCAUCAUGAUACCUUCGUAUGCUUUCCACCAUGACGCUGAAUUCUUCCCAGAACCAGAAAAGUUCGACCCUGAACGUUUCUCUGAAGAAAAUAAACACAAGAUCAAUCCGAUGGCGUACAUGCCUUUUGGUGUUGGUCCUAGGAACUGCAUAGGAUCAAGGUUUGCGCUGUGUGAAUUGAAGGUGAUGCUGUACCAGCUCCUUCGGGAGAUGGAGCUGUCUCCUUGUGAGAAGACCUGCAUCCCAGCCAAGUUGGACACUAAGAGUUUCAACAACAGGCUGGUCGGAGGACAUUGGCUAAGAUUUAAACCUAGAAACUAAGAAGAUGCAAGUCUAAAUUAAGUCUAAGAAGAUGCAUUUUUUUACUUAUUUUUUUUAAGUAUUUAUAAAAUAAAGCAUUUUUUUGUAAAACUUUGCCCCA
Spodoptera frugiperda (fall armyworm) is the source of this 3138-nucleotide messenger RNA. Its product is annotated as probable cytochrome P450 9f2. Gene Ontology annotation, molecular function: oxidoreductase activity, acting on paired donors, with incorporation or reduction of molecular oxygen; monooxygenase activity; iron ion binding. The record is from RefSeq and is a predicted model, not a curated record. Lineage: Eukaryota; Metazoa; Arthropoda; Insecta; Lepidoptera; Noctuidae. The transcript has 21 exons. The coding region runs from base 162 to 3038 and encodes 958 amino acids.